Molecule: messenger RNA, 1074 nt
Organism: Aegilops tauschii subsp. strangulata
Lineage: Eukaryota; Viridiplantae; Streptophyta; Magnoliopsida; Poales; Poaceae
Source: RefSeq, a predicted model, not a curated record
AAUAUCUCUCUUACCUCUUAACUAGGAAUGAGUACUCAUUCAAUUGAUUUGUGGUGCUAUCAAUACAUUCAUGGAGGAUGGAUCUCAAAUCUGCAAUGCGAAUGGGACAACAACAAUAGUAGGAGAUCAAAGAGGCAGCAGCACCAGCAGCUUCAGCUGUGAUGGUUGGAAUAAUGCCUGCUCAACUACCUGUGCUCCACAAUGUUCUGGGUUUGAGAAUACUAAUGGAGUAUUUGUUGGUCAUCACUCAGCUGGGCCUUCACUCACUUUUGAGCUGCCACCAUCGAUCUUCCACAUCUUAUCAUCAUCAUACUCAUCUUAUAACCCAUCCACAUCGUCGUGCCAGCCGGUCAUGACAUCGACUACUCUUCUGCAAUCCAUGGGCAACGAUUACCAUCCAUCGCUGCUCCUCGAUGGCUUCCCUACUUUCUGCCCUGCCUUGCCCCUAAUAUCACUGCCACCACCACCGGAGAACGGGCCUGGCUGUAAUGAUGCCAACCAGCCAUCGCAGAUGCUGGCCGCAGAUGAGAAAGCAGCGGCGAAUCAUCAUCAGCAAGAUCCGAGCACCGUUAGUAAGAAGAGAGAGGAAAGGGACAGAGCCAAGCAAAGGUACUACGAGAAGAAGAAGAACAGAAAAUCAUGUACGCAUCCCGAAAAGCGAGUGCGGACACGCGAAAACGAAUUAAGGGCAGAUUCGCCAAGGCUACCAAUGAACACCAACACAUACUACACUCAGAUGCAGCAUAAAUUCACGAUUGAAUAGAUCAGAUAGAUCUUUUUCUUACUUUUUCUCUUUUAGCGGGUCAUGCCUAGGUAGAACACUCUUGUACACAGCACACAAAUACAUACCUCUUAACCCUUUUCUCGUUUUCCUGUAAUUGUUUCUUAACCUUUUUGAUAGUUUGGGGCUCACUCUUUUUAGAGAGAUAGUUUCGGGACACAUUCUAUUUAGGGAGGUACUUAUGGUAGCUGGUACCAAGAUGUAAUAAUACUUUUUGGCCCGGAUAAAUAAAAUCAUGGAUUUUCAUGCAUUAACAAUGCUUGUAUUCUCUGAUACUACUGGUUCUUCAAAAA